AGCCCACGUUUACACGUGCGACAACGAACCUCGAAGCACGACAACCACGCUAGAUUUCCCCCGCCUUCGAGCUUAUACAAAUCCUGCCAAAGUAGUUCUGAAGCUGCGAAAUGCUCCAGCGACAGUCUCACAGCCCAUCAUGAGCAACCUCCAACCCCCCAACACCGUGGCGCCAACGCCUACACCAAGCGGCAACAAAGACCCUGGCCUGCGAUACCCCAGCAAUGGAAAGAAUAUCUACAGUCGCCCAUUGAAUAGGACCAAGACGGCUGAGCUGAGCCAGGCGAGCUUUGCGUAUCUGUUUGGCGAGAUGGUGACGUAUGCGCAGAGAAGGGUCAAGGGCAUUCAGGAGCUUGAACAGCGACUUAAUCUUCAAGGCCACUCUAUCGGUCUCAAACUCCUCGAUCUUCUCCUCUUUCGCGAACCAGUGCGUACACAGACUCGACCACUAAGCAUCAUUGCCCUCCUCCACUUCAUAAAGCAAAAUAUCUGGCAGCACCUCUUUGGUCGUCAAGCAGACCGACUCGAGAAAUCCGCCAACCCCGAAACACCAGAUGAAUAUAUGAUCAUCGACAACGAGCCCCUUGUCAAUCAAUACAUCAGCGUACCCAAAGAAAUGAGUCAGCUUAACUGCGCUGCGUACGUAGCCGGUAUUGUUGAAGGUGUCUGCGAUGGAGCUGAUUUCCCGGCAAGAGUUACGGCGCAUACGGUUGCGGAGGGUGAUAUGUGGCCUGGCAAGACGGUCUUUCUUGUCAAGUUUAGACCGGAGGUCUUGGAGAGGGAGGGGUUCUUGGGGAAGAAUUAAGUGGUGAUGAUGGAGUUUUGGAGUUUUUAUGAUGGGCUGGGUUUGAUAGAGACGAAUUGUGUCUUUGGCGAUGUGAUAUCAUGCCUGAU
Molecule: messenger RNA, 894 nt
Organism: Fusarium oxysporum Fo47
Lineage: Eukaryota; Fungi; Ascomycota; Sordariomycetes; Hypocreales; Nectriaceae
Product: TRAPP subunit TRS31
Exons: 2
Coding region: 140-805 (221 amino acids)
Biological process (GO): endoplasmic reticulum to Golgi vesicle-mediated transport
Cellular component (GO): TRAPPI protein complex; TRAPPIII protein complex; TRAPPII protein complex
Source: RefSeq, a predicted model, not a curated record